Molecule: messenger RNA, 1561 nt
Organism: Cinclus cinclus
Lineage: Eukaryota; Metazoa; Chordata; Aves; Passeriformes; Cinclidae
Gene: ARFIP1
Product: ADP ribosylation factor interacting protein 1
Exons: 10
Coding region: 131-1324 (397 amino acids)
Biological process (GO): regulation of Arp2/3 complex-mediated actin nucleation; intracellular protein transport
Cellular component (GO): trans-Golgi network membrane
Molecular function (GO): protein domain specific binding; phospholipid binding
Source: RefSeq, a predicted model, not a curated record
AAUAAAGCUUGAGAGGGCCGCUGGCGACGCCCUGCUCGGCCUGUUCUGUACACCCUUCCCUUCCUACGUUCUGCCCUCCCGUCCCCCGCAACACGACGCCCCCGGGGCCGCAGCGCCGCCGGCGGCAGGUAUGUCAGAGCACAGCAGUGAAUCCACAACACUUGAUGAGUCUCAUCCAUCUGCAGAAGAGGUCCAGUCUGGCUUUGAGGAAAGUGCAAUGGCUCAAGAAUCUCCCAAAAAUUCAGCGGCAGAAAUUCCUGUGACUAGCAAUGGACAGCUGGAAGAUUGUCAUGAGUACAGCUUUAACAGGAACUUGAAAUGUUCAUUACCAGUUGGACUUGGACUUUCAGAAACCAAAAUGACAUCUCAUGGCUUUGAUGGUGUGAAAGAGGGAGUUGUUGAGGCAGGACAAUUUCCAAGUAAAGGUUCCUCAGCAUCACCCAAAUCAUCUGUUAUAUCUCCUAGCAGUGCAGCAGCUAGCAGACUGGCUGGACAAGGUUGUGGGAGCAUAGCUCAGCAGAAGAGUGGACCUGUUGUGUUAGCAGAUGAAGUAAAGAACCCCGCGAUGGAAAAACUGGAGCUGGUGAGAAAGUGGAGCCUGAACACUUACAAGUGUACACGUCAGAUCAUCUCUGAAAAACUGGGUCGUGGCUCAAGAACAGUAGACUUGGAACUAGAAGCUCAGAUAGAUACAUUGAAAGACAACAAAAAAAAAUAUGAAAAUAUCUUGAGACUAGCACAGACACUGUCCACGCAGCUGUUCCAGAUGAUACAUACCCAAAGGCAACUUGGAGAUGCAUUUGCUGACCUGAGUUUGAAAUCAUUAGAACUUCAUGAGGAGUUUGGCUACAAUGCAGAUACACAGAAACUUCUAGCUAAAAAUGGAGAAACACUUCUUGGGGCUAUUAACUUUUUUAUUUCCAGUGUGAAUACAUUGGUGAAUAAAACAAUUGAGGAUACGUUGUUGACUGUGAAACAAUACGAAAGUGCCAGGAUUGAAUACGAUGCUUAUCGAACAGACCUGGAAGAGCUGAAUCUUGGUCCUCGUGAUGCAAAUACUCUGCCAAGGAUUGAACAAUCACAGCAAUUGUUUCAAGUGCAUAAAGAGAAAUAUGACAAAAUGCGUAAUGAUGUAUCUAUCAAAUUGAAAUUUUUGGAAGAAAAUAAGGUGAAGGUAUUGCACAAUCAGCUUGUUCUGUUCCACAAUGCCAUUGCGGCGUACUUUGCUGGCAAUCAAAAGCAACUUGAACAGACACUUAAACAGUUUCACAUCAAAUUGAAAACUCCUGGUGCAGAUGCCCCGUCCUGGCUUGAAGAACAGUAAUCAGAUCAUGGAAGAGGACCCAAUGUUAACCUAAAAUUCUUUAAAUCUGAGAAUAAUUAAGGGUUGGGUUGAAGGACUGUUUUACUGAUUCUUGAACAGACAGCUUUAAAUUUUUUCCCCUUUGAUAAUACUGUAAAACUGAAUUUGAUAGGAAAGUGGGUGACCUUAAGGUAACUAAAUGUAAUUUCAAGUAUAGAGCACUCCUUUUGUAUGUAAAGGUUAGUGUGUUUUUCUGUA